AUGAUUUCACAGAUAGGCUCAUGCUCCGACCAACAACGUGAAAUGCCGAAUACACUACCGGGUGCUCUCCAUCCGAGCAACCGAAACGCCAUAGAUUGGAACUCAAAAGGUGUCAUUGCCUAUGGAUCACACAGCUUGCUGUUUAUUGUGGAUGCUUUCACUUUUAAACGCGUUCAAACCGUCGACUUACAUAGCACUGCCAUUGAUCAUGUGUGCUGGUCGCCUCCGUUUUCAAUCAUUGAGCAGACGAGAGUGGAUGAUCACCGGAUUGCAUCUUCAGAUAUUAGUGGCCAGAUUAUCAUUUCGGAGCCAAUUUCCGCUUCAAAGAGAUGCCAAUUUUCCCAUGCUACCUCAAAUGUUAUUAACAUGAAAUGGUUUGUGUGGAAGGAUAUGAGCCGAGAUUUCCUCUUGUCACUGCAUUCCGGUGACUGUCUCAUUCUUUGGAAUACGGAGAACGGAGAAAAAAUUUGGUCGGUGACCUUUACAACCCCUCUGUUUUGA
This is a messenger RNA of Cooperia oncophora, 501 nucleotides long. The record is from the annotation of a GenBank genome assembly. Lineage: Eukaryota; Metazoa; Nematoda; Chromadorea; Rhabditida; Trichostrongylidae.